Messenger RNA from Colletotrichum siamense, 972 nucleotides. RefSeq lists its product as uncharacterized. The transcript is spliced from 2 exons. Bases 1 to 972 code for a protein of 323 amino acids. NCBI's taxonomy places the organism in Eukaryota, Fungi, Ascomycota, Sordariomycetes, Glomerellales, Glomerellaceae. The record is from RefSeq and is a predicted model, not a curated record.
AUGGGCUGGUUCGACGGCUGGUUCGGCUCCAGCACCACCACCUCGGACCCUCUCAAGUCCCUGGACCCCAAGCUCCGCGAGUUCCUCGAGCGCGAAUCCCCCGUCAAGAUCCAGCAACAGAUCCAAGAAGCGGAACAGGCAGCGGCCGCCGCGGCAACAAAAGCAGCAGCAGCAGUAGAAGCAGCAACAGCAACAACAUCACAAACAUCACAACACAACGGUGUCGACACGACAGCAGACUCGAGACCAAAAGUGCCCAAGGAGAGCCUCUUCCAGGAUGGACGGUACGCGCACCUGUGGAAGACGUACCGGCCGUACGCCGAGAUCGAGGCCGAGAGCAAGACGGACCACGAGAAGCUGAUGGACGUGCUGGACGGGUACAAGGAGCGCAAGCACAACAUCGGCCGGGCGGCGCUGGAGAACUGCGCGCUGCAGCAGGAGGAGUGGGUGAACUGCAUGAAGAGCGGCUCCUGGGAGGACAGGAUGCAGAUGUGCAGGCACCAGGUGCAGCGGUUCGAGAAGUGCUAUACCAUGCAAACGAGAUUCCUUAAAGCCCUGGGCUACCAAUCCGUCUACAACCGCCCGGCGCAGGUCGAAGAAGACAUCCAGAUGCACGCCGACAAGCUCUACCAGCGCAUGGUCGAGCAAGAAAAGGCCAUCGAGGCGGCUAAGCAGGAGGGCCUGCCGGUCCCCAAGUUCGAUCUCUCAAUACCCGCCGCCGUCGAGGCGGCUCCUGCCAUCCAGCCUCGGCCAGAUCUCGAGAAAUCGUGGAAGGAGAAGCUGGAGCAGCUGCCAGAAGAGGAGCGCGCGGUCGAGGAGGCGGCGCUGCGGGCGGAUCUGCAGGCCAAGGCGGAGGUUGCCAAGAACGUGCAGAAGCUGUGGGACGAGCAGGAGAAGGAGAAGCAGCAGCGCAAGGCGGAGGGCAAGGCGACCGUCAUGGACCGCAUCACGGGAGCUUUCGGAGGAAAAUAA